CGACCUCAACUCAACGAGGGAACAACUUCGAUGUUGAGUCUUCAUGACAUUUUUGAAUCGUGCGUCUCCAACCUGCCAGACAGACAGACAGACAGGCAGACAGCUCUUCCAUCCAUCCAUCCAUCCAGCAAACCCAGCCAGACAGCAGCCAGCCAGCCAACCAACCAACCAAGCAGCCAACCAGUCAUUCAACCGCUAGUCAACCAGCCAAACUUUGAAGUCACUCCACCCCGCCAUUUCAAGAUGAAGACCUGGAUGUUGCUCCUGCCGACGACGCUGGUGUUGAUCAUCUCGCUGGACGUCGCCCGAUCUUUUGAAUGUCCUGAGUCAGUCAAAUCUGACUGUUUAGAGACACAAAAUAAGGAAAGGGUCGUGGUGGCCCACCCGACCGACUGUAGCAAAUACUGCAAGUGUCUUGGAGGUGAUCCACAAAUCACUUUAGAGAGACAAUGUGAUCUAAACAAUCUUUGGGACACCAUGAAGAACAAAUGUAUUUUGAAAAUUUUUGUUGACUGUGGCCGUCGUCUUAUACCAGGGAAAAAUAACUAAUGAACCUCUUGAUAAUGUUCCUCGUCAAGGCCAUCCUUCAAGACCCUGCCAAUCCUCGUCAAACUGCAUGAAUAAUUAUCGUGCCGAUCCUCCAACGCCUACACAAAAUGCCGUCAAACUUCACAAUACGACAUCAAACUGUGCAUCAACAACUCCAUCAGACUGCACACCACCCCCAUCAAACCAUGCAACAACACCCUCAUCAAACUACCUAGCAACAACCCUGUUAAACUGUACAGAAACACCCCGUCAAACUGUGCAGUAAUACCCCGUCAAACUGUGCAGUACUACCCCGUAAAAUUGUGCAGUAGUACCCCGUCAAACUGUGCAGCAAUACCACCCCAAUCUGUGCAGUAGUAACCCGUAAAACUGUGCAGUAAUACCCCCGUCAAACUGUGCAGUACUACCCCGCCAAACUACACGACAGCACCCACCAUAGAACUGCACAGCAACAUCCUUGCCAUACUGCACAUCAACACCCCUGUCAAAUUGGGCAUAAAUUCUUCACCAAUCUGUCCAUAAAUAUCCACGUUAAAUUGUUCAGUUUCAACCCCGUCGAACUGCGCAUUACCCACGUCCUAUAUCGGUAUAUGUAAUGUUCUGAAAAAGCUUUGGUUAAUGGUUAAGUGCUUUUAAUUAACUGUAUAUAUCAAUAUCGUUGUUAUUAUUAUUAUUAUUA
Messenger RNA from Homarus americanus (American lobster), 1228 nucleotides. RefSeq lists its product as uncharacterized. The coding region runs from base 31 to 549 and encodes 172 amino acids. The transcript is spliced from 3 exons. Gene Ontology annotation, molecular function: chitin binding. The record is from RefSeq and is a predicted model, not a curated record. Lineage: Eukaryota; Metazoa; Arthropoda; Malacostraca; Decapoda; Nephropidae. Gene Ontology annotation, cellular component: extracellular region.